AUGCUGCAUAUAAGACAAUCACUAUUCAAGACUGGGUCAGCUGGGAGGUUAAGGAUACGGCUGCAAUGGCGGAGCGAAUCGACUGGCCGCACGACUCCGAAACAGCAGUUGGCCGACUACUUCGAAUACUAUAUGACGCCGAUCGCGCAGAGACCGUUCAUUUACAGGCCUAGAAACGCCAAUAUCUUGCUGACCAUGGAUAUCAAGGACCCAAAGACGAAUCUGCCCGUGAAGCCGCGUGCACCCAUAAAGCCGAUCGCGAAGUCCGUGUUGAACGAAUACAUCAAGUCAGCGACGGAGAAGGGCGAACUGUUUGAGUGGUUUAAGAACUGGACAAAAGUUUCCGUACGGAAACGUCAUCUGUGGAACUACCUCGACGCAAAACAUAUACAGAACGCCCUGGUCCACUCGUUCUUUGAGACCGGGGACUACUGCAGGAUCGUUGGGUUUUUCUACACGAAGAGGGGCUCCCUCGUGAAUUCGGGGAACGUCGGUGCAUACAACGUGGAGGAGUUCUUCAACACUCUCGUGAUGUGUAACCUCCACAGACAGCGGGUCAAGGGGUUCAAUGAGCCAGAGAGAGCAGCGAAGAAGUUGAAAGUAGCGUGGGGGGUGGUGACACAGAGGGAGAACAAGUCAGGGCUCGCAGAUUUGCUCGUACAGUGCAUGGCCAAGGAACAGAAUUUCAAACCAUCGCUGAGGGCGUUUGUCCGCAAAGAAGUACUAGAACUCCCCACUAGUGCAUCCCUCAGCGACUCCGAGGAAUUGAAACAGUUUGUCGCUGCCAACGAAAACACGUAUUUGAUUUGCAGGACACUCUUGGACUACGGUUCAGAUACAAUAACUGGCGGUAACCUCGACACUUUGAAAAGAUUCGUCACCGAGUACCAACAAGCCUCUCAAAAGUUUAACCUCUCAGACAAGUACGACGCGUACGUAAAGGCUCUCGAACAAUUGUACCCGAAGUCCGAACAGUCGCCUGCGCAAACGGAGACGACCACAGAUGAGCCAGCACAACCGAGCGAAUAA
Molecule: messenger RNA, 1029 nt
Organism: Huiozyma naganishii CBS 8797
Lineage: Eukaryota; Fungi; Ascomycota; Saccharomycetes; Saccharomycetales; Saccharomycetaceae
Gene: MRP13
Product: mitochondrial 37S ribosomal protein mS44 MRP13
Exons: 1
Coding region: 1-1029 (342 amino acids)
Source: RefSeq, a predicted model, not a curated record